AAUGAAACCGAUUCUGUAUUGGGAAACCAAAAUACCGUGCCCGCUUACACAGACAGAAAGAGAACGCAGAAACCUGUGUUAAUGAAAUGAAAACAGAUGACGUUAUUUGUCAGUUUGCGGGGGUAGGAUAAAGUACUAGUGAGAGAAAGCGUUAGGCCAAUCACCACUCUGCGUUCUCUGGACUGCUGACAGCUCGUCCAAUCAGAGUCGGAUACUGAUGGAGCGUCACAAACCUACCGACCAAUAGGAGCCGCACAGAGGCGGGUCACACUGAAGCAGGAGUUCCCUCUAGCUGUGCAUAGAGGAUUAAUGGAGGGGGUCUAACUUGUCGAAUUAUGCGAACUACAUAGUGCACAAGACCGAAUCGUUUUAUCAACACAAACAAGUAAACGGUCAGGGUGCCGAAAAGGUACGGGAAAAUCUCCGUCCUGCGGCGGAAAUCACGCACGGACGGUGAGAAUACGGGCUUGUGUCGCUCAGGAGGAAAGUCGAGGGCCUCGCUGAGGGUUAGCAAAGCGAAGAAGAGCAGAAGGAGAAGAAGACGGGCUCUGAGUGCUGUUUCAACGGAUUAGAUACGACCCAACAGAGCUGAGAGACGAUACCGAACCAGAAGCGUUGCCAUCAGACAGCCACUGUUAGCUAGCUGGCUAACCAACUGACCAGCUGCUAUCAACCUCCAGACUUUAUUUCCAGCAGCGGAUCUUUGGGAAACUAUCUGUGAUCUGACAGCAAGCAGCGAUCCAGCGAGUUAUGAUCAGAGAGAGCUAGUGCAACAGCCUCAGAAAUCGUAUGAUCAGAAAGGGGACGAGGUCUGAAAGCAGUGGGCAUCAAGAAAAGUCGACUUAAAGGAUCUGUUGUUAUACCUGGCCUGCAAUCAUGGGCAACGCGCCCACCGCUAAGAACAAGGGCAAUGAGAUGGAGAGCGUUAAGGAGUUUCUCGCUAAAGCCAAAGAAGAUUUCCUAAAGAAAUGGGAGAACCCAGCACAGAACACUGCAUCUCUGGACCACUUUGAGAGGUUGAAGACUUUGGGCACCGGCUCGUUCGGUCGAGUUAUGCUAGUCAAGCACAAAGAAUCAGGACAGCAUUUUGCUAUGAAGAUCCUCGACAAACAGAAAGUGGUGAAACUGAAACAGAUAGAACACACACUGAAUGAGAAACGCAUCCUACAGGCUGUCAGCUUCCCGUUCCUGGUGCGAUUGGAGCACUCUUUCAAGGAUAAUACUAACCUGUAUAUGGUAAUGGAGUAUGUUCCUGGAGGAGAGAUGUUUUCUCACUUACGUAGAAUCGGGCGGUUCAGUGAGCCUCAUGCCCGAUUCUACGCUGCCCAGAUAGUUCUGACCUUUGAAUACCUUCACUCGCUUGAUCUUAUCUACCGAGAUCUGAAGCCUGAAAACCUGCUCAUAGACCAGCAGGGCUACAUACAGGUAACAGAUUUUGGAUUUGCUAAACGUGUAAAGGGCAGGACCUGGACACUGUGUGGCACACCUGAGUACCUAGCACCAGAAAUCAUCCUCAGUAAAGGUUAUAAUAAAGCAGUGGACUGGUGGGCUCUGGGAGUGCUCAUCUAUGAAAUGGCUGCUGGUUACCCUCCUUUCUUUGCUGACCAGCCCAUCCAGAUCUACGAGAAGAUCGUCUCGGGAAAGGUCCGCUUCCCCUCCCAUUUUAGCUCUGACCUGAAGGAUCUGCUGAGGAACCUAUUGCAGGUUGAUCUGACAAAGCGCUUUGGGAACCUCAAGAACGGCGUCAAUGACAUCAAGGGCCACAAGUGGUUUGCAACCACCGACUGGAUUGCAAUCUACCAGAAGAAGGUGGAGGCUCCCUUCAUCCCUAAGUGCAAAGGCCCCGGGGACACCAGCAACUUUGACGACUACGAGGAAGAAGAAAUCCGGGUCUCUUUCUCAGAGAAAUGUGGAAAGGAGUUUUCUGAAUUCUAGAAGCAGCAGCAGCAGUGGAGGAGAGAGAGGGAUGGAGCAAAUUAGAUGUGGGGCAACAAAGAAAGAGUGAAGCAAAUGUUUUCCAGGGAGAGAUGAUAGACUGAACUAAGCCUGUAUCCGGUAAAAACAACACCCCUCACACACGGAUGGAGGGAUAAGAAGAACCAGAGAGUCCUAAGAGAGCGCCAGCAGUGUUGCCUUUUCAGAUUCUUUGUCACUUAUUAAUUGUCCAUUUUCAUGUUUUCCCUCUCGUUUGGUAGCCAGGGUCCACUGGGCAAAGAUUCAUGUCUCUGUGACUGGCUGGCAUAGGGGUAUGUGACCUUUUGUUGUUUUUUCAGCGAUGUUACAUUCUGGUACAGAAUUUUGGCUACUCCAGAGAAAAUUACCCCUGUAUUUAUUUUUAUUUUUUUUAGCAAAGGUGCCCUUGCUUGAUAGAUCUCUACCGUGUCAUAUUUUGUUUACUUCCUGCGCACCUACCCAUAUACAAUACCAAGUCAAAACAACUUGCACUGUUAAAGAGUUCUCGCCCAUUUCUCAUUUGUAUUUCAAGCAUAACACCAUCAUUUUAUAAUUUUAACAUGGCAUAUUAAUUUUGUACAUUUUCAUACAGUGCUCUAAGUUCAGGCAGAAUCAACUGCUUAGUUUAAAGACUGUUCAUUGUGACGGUCAUUCAUCGUUUUCUAGAUUCGAUUAGGUUCAAACUGUUUACGGGACAUAAUAGGUCUAGAUCAAAUCAUUCAUUUUUUUGUAGCUACAAAUUAAAAAAAAAAAAAAUGUCAUUAUAAAUGUCCUUCAAUGGCAUUUCCCUCACAGCAGUAAACUUGUCAAGAGGAAAUAAGGUGUGUUUGCUUGAAAGAGACCAUAAAUGAGAUCAUAGCACUACAAUCUGUAGCACAUACAAGUACACUUGAUGCUUGAAAUGAUUUUUCCACCUUUCCCAGAUAGCUUUAAUUUCAAGUUUUCCUGAAAUAAAUCAAGAUUUUGUUUGCCAGAAAGAAAAGUGAAGGAAUCUUGAAGUGAAAGGCUUGUACAUCUGGUUGGAAAAAGCCUUGUUAUUUUUAGAAUAACGCUUUUAAUGAAAAAUGUUAAGGCAAGACAUUGUUUCUGUGGUAACAUGGGCUUCCUGGUGGGCAUUUCUUUUUCUGCCGUAUUUAAAUGUGAUUCUGAGAAAUAAAUAGUCCGAUUUAGUUUUUUUUUGUUUUUUUUUAUCCAUACAGAUGAAGUGAAUAACCAUCACCAGACAAUUUUAGCCAAUGUCCAAAACGAAGCAGCCAUUCAACAUGUUUAAGGCUUACUUGCUGAAUCUGUCAAUUUCUGCUUCAAAUACGCUUGUUAUUCAUCAGAGUUCUGUUGUAGACUUGAAGCUCCAUUAAUCGACCUGUUAAAAGAUCAUCCAACGAAUUAAUCAAAAUUUGUUUUACUCGGUGCAACGAAAAUGCUUUCUAUCUUGCGCUUUAACUUUGUAGGAUGCAAGACAAUCUUAACGCAUAUUUCCUUUCCCAGAAGUGUGCAACAAUGCAAAGUCGGUUGCAAUGAUUUUAUUUGGUUACGCUUGCAUCAAUUAAUAUUUAUUGCAAACAUGUUAAAGGUGAAGUGUGUAAUUUUAGCACCACAAGUGGCACCAAACUGAAUUGCAGUCUAAGUGGGCUGGACAGAACGACAUUGGCUCAACCAAUGCCUUGAAUUUGGGAAGGAACUACCUGUUUUUCUGACCAUUUGCAGACGUGUUUAAAACUUUGAAAACUGUCUUUUUUUUUUUUCUAGAGGCAAAGAAAUUUCGCAUUUUAAAUGUAAAUGUAAAAUGCCAAAUAACGCUUCUAGCUCGGUACUCGAGUUUUUUGCAAUUAGGUUAUGUGCUCUAAAUUUAAAUGAUCACUAUUUUUUUUUUUUAUUAUUAUUAUUUUUUAUGAAGACUACUGUAGCUCCAUUUUACCGAAUGCUUGCAAACGACAGACUGGUGCCAACUUUCAAUAACCGAAGUAACUAUUGGACACCGAAUGGCUGUUUAUUGUAGAGGAUGCCAUUUUAAAUUGUAGUAUGGAUAAAAAUAAUGUUUGUUUACAUUUUCCUCUCAGGAAAUGUUGGCACUUAAACCUGCCGGGUGCACAGCCAAAACAGAUCGUAUUGUGUCGCAGGCUCUGAUUGUUUGGGGUGAUGAAGAAAGCGAAACAACCACAAGGCAGAUGUUUAUAUUUCACAAAACUUUAACUGAGGUAUAGAUUUAGGUCUUUUCUCCCCUAGCUGUUGCAGGGACCUUUGCUCACCUGAUUUCUGGAGGCGUCACAAGGGGCCAUAAAAUGUGUGUGCAAACUGGAGAAACAGCUCCACCUUUUGGUUUUGAAUAGCUGAAAAACAAAACAAUCAGUGUUUAAGGAACGCUUCAGUAAUCAUCUACUGCUCAUCUGUGGUGGUUUUUGAUGCUAGAAGCCAAGCAAGACUAUUCUCAACUGGUGCACUGAGUGAGAUAAUGUACAGGUUGAGCUUUUACUUGAUUUUGAGAACUGCAAAUUUGAGCUUGAUCGUGAUAUGUAAAGGUUAUAUUCUAAGCAGCAGUGAUUCUAACAGCAUUCAAAAUAAAUGAAGAUGCUGAGAGAUGAGAAAUGCUCAGAUGCACCUUUCAUUACACAUCUUUUUGUCAGAGCAUGGAAAUAUGUGAUGAUCUUAAGUUAAAGGUAUUCGGAUGUUGAAGUCACCCCUCUAUGUCCGUCUGGUUCUCUGGGCCCUGUUCGUCCCCCUUUGAGAUACAUGGGUGUCACACAUCCUCCAGUUUUCUUUUACAUUGUCAGUCAUCUUUUUUUGUGUGUGUGUGCAUCAGUUCAUGAUACAGUUUGCCUUUGUACACAUCCAGUUUCCUACACUCUUCUAUUUGCUUUUUAAAAAGAAAAAAAAAUCAUGAAGAAAACAUUUGAUUUACUUUUGCAUAUUUUCUAAGUGUAUUUUCAAUAACAGGAGUCUCUUUCCUCCCGACAUAGGUAUGGUGAUGGUGUAGUCUAUUGUACCUUUUUGGGAAACAAUACUGUAUAUUCUCUGCCUUUAACAGUCUUAAUUAUUUUACCUUCUGGAGAAGUUGAUGGAUACCCGUAGGACAGAUCGAGUAUGUUUAAAAAGAAAAAUACACCGAAUAAUAUUUUGCAACAUGUAUCAUUCCAAUAAAGUUUUAAUUGUUAAAGUUACAAUAA
Myxocyprinus asiaticus (Chinese sucker) is the source of this 5114-nucleotide messenger RNA. Its product is annotated as cAMP-dependent protein kinase catalytic subunit alpha-like. The record is from RefSeq and is a predicted model, not a curated record. NCBI's taxonomy places the organism in Eukaryota, Metazoa, Chordata, Actinopteri, Cypriniformes, Catostomidae. Gene Ontology annotation, biological process: peptidyl-serine phosphorylation. Gene Ontology annotation, molecular function: protein kinase A regulatory subunit binding; ATP binding; cAMP-dependent protein kinase activity. The transcript is spliced from 10 exons. Gene Ontology annotation, cellular component: nucleus; cAMP-dependent protein kinase complex. Bases 877 to 1935 code for a protein of 352 amino acids.